This is a messenger RNA of Dimorphilus gyrociliatus, 842 nucleotides long. Lineage: Eukaryota; Metazoa; Annelida; Polychaeta; Dinophilidae. The record is from the annotation of a GenBank genome assembly.
GGGGAGUUUUUCCCAAGUAUAAAUAGCUGUUUGCGUUCUCCCCCCUUUAUCAUAAUAUUUAAUUUUGAAACUCUGAUUUAAAGAGAAAAGGUUUGUUAAUUACUUGUUUAGUUUUAAUAAAAUAUUAUUAACUAUUAAAGCUUGUAGGUUAUCUGUAUAAAUUUCAUUAUUAACAAACAUCAGCAACUUGUUCCUUAAUAAUUACUUUUUCGUGCAGAUCAAUAAUUCGUUUGAUAAGAUCAUGAUUGUUUUUCAGACGGGGUAACGAGAUGAAUAAUGUACAGGCUUUAGCAAAGGCUGGAGCUAUUGGGAUAUGCUCCAUUAUAACUUGCUGCUUUGGAUUUUUCUUCAUUAUACCUGGUAUAGCGUUAACGGCUUCUUCGAAUGACGAACAUUUUGACAGUGAUUUUUUUGAGGAAAGCAACAGAGGAAUGAGAGUUGCCGGGGGUGUCCUUCUAGCUCUUGGUAUUUUAUGCGCUAUUGUUGGAGUAACUAUGUGCUGUUUUGCAUGUAAAGCUAUUAAAUCUAAACAAGCGCAACCCGGAGUUAUCAUUACCCAAGGACCAACUAUAAGCGGACAAGGUCCCCAAGGUCCUGUAUAUACUCAACAACAGUAUGCCCAAUAUCAUUAUGGGCAACCUGGAUUACCACCUCAGCAGUAUGGUGAACAGAUACCUCCACAAAGUAUGCCCCCUCCAUCAGGCGUACCUCCCCAUCCUGGUAUGCCUCCUCAACCAAACAACUAUUCCAAUCCCUAUCAGCAACCUCCACCAUUUAAUCCGGAAUACAACAAUCAGCCAGUGGGUCAACCACCUCAGUACAACGACAUUAUGAAGCAGUGA